UCGCACACUUCAUCGAAAAAGAUGAAGUGGAAGUCGUUCCAUGCAGCUGGGUUUCUGGUAACAUGUGCAGUUGGCCUAGGCAGGCCAUGAGCAAAGUUCACAGCAUGAUAAGAAAAGGUUCUCCCCCUGGCCUUGACUGCGACGAGUUUGAAGUUGUUGUGAAAGGAAUUUUUUCAUGCUAUAAGGAUGCCAGGGAGAAGCUUGCAAUUUCAGCAUUUACGUCUGAUCUUGAGACAAAUGAGCUCCCGCCAAAGAGGAUUCGCCGUCCUCCUCGACUGUUCGACAGUGAAGAUGAAGACUACCCGCCUAUACCAGACAGCUUUGUGAAAAACAAUCCACUGAAGAACCCGAAGCAUCAUGGCCAAAAAUUCAGUGAAGCAUCAGCCAGCAACGUCCAGCACACAGUUACGUCGCCACAUGUGCCAUGUGUUACAAGCAAAGCGGGCAGAAGUCACCAUUCUAGUUCACCUUACAGCGACCAAGCCCUCGCUUUUCCGCUGAGAUGUGCAAAUUUCAGAUCGCUCAAGGGAUUCCUCCCCAGCAUCCCAGAAUGAACUUCCCACUGAUAAUGAAGAAAGGUACCAACGACCCUUGGAAACUGCUGCUAAUUCUGAAAAAUCUUUUGAAAAGGCACUGCCUAAGCAUGAAUUUCAGCGUCAGGUGCUCAAAAAUUUUCACAUUCUGCGUUUGACGGUGCAGCAGCUCAGUGAUCUAGUUUGUGGGCUUGUACCACAGGAGCCAUCUACAACAUGUGCCCCUUUACUUCUGACUGAGGCACUUCAGACUGUGGAGCAGUUAGAAGGUUUUGAACGGAGCCUGACGCAGCAGAAAGAAGACCAGUUGAGCCAGGAGCUUGCUCUCCUUGGUGGAGGGUCAGUAAAGGCUGUCGUAAGACGCAUAAUGGGUCACCUCUUUACUGAUGACGUUGGAGAACAAUUCAGCUGGGAGGGCAGAAAGGGAAAGCAUGUAUUCAAGGAUUUGAAACUGUGUGCUGCAAUAAUAAGAGCUGUGCAUUCAAACAAAAAGCUUGGAAAAGCCACACACCACGACAUAGAGAAGGAAGUAAAGGAAUGGCUACGCCACGCAAAGGAAAGGAAGGACAGGCGGAAGGCUAAUUAAGUUGGCUCAGUUAUUUACCUGCCUCAGUCCACAAGAACUUACGCUGUCCUUGGAGGCACCCUAGCACAGUAUGCUGUUGACGAAAUCUCGCCACCAAUAUAUAUAUAUUUUUUCUUUUUCUUCUUUUUUUGCUUGAGUGCAUCAAUACCGCCCUGUGUACAAUUGUGGAUCAUAUUUUGUACAACGCUAUGAUGUUCAUCUUUGUGUCUUUGUGUUAAUAGAUGUAACACGAAAUGUCUCAACAUAUAGCACUGUUGUGUUUGUAUCACAAUCUUGAGUUGUUUUGUUAUCUGUUGAAGCUGGGGGAGGGCCUCAGUUUUAUAGACUACUUCUACGCAGGCACUUGGAGUUGUAUAUGUAUAUAUAUAUAUCCAUUACAAAAAGACCAGCAACUGCUUGA
Ornithodoros turicata is the source of this 1519-nucleotide messenger RNA. RefSeq lists its product as uncharacterized. The coding region runs from base 63 to 554 and encodes 163 amino acids. The transcript has 12 exons. NCBI's taxonomy places the organism in Eukaryota, Metazoa, Arthropoda, Arachnida, Ixodida, Argasidae. The record is from RefSeq and is a predicted model, not a curated record.